Messenger RNA from Pestalotiopsis fici W106-1, 1431 nucleotides. RefSeq names its product NADH-ubiquinone oxidoreductase subunit A. Bases 1 to 1431 code for a protein of 476 amino acids. The transcript is spliced from 3 exons. Gene Ontology annotation, biological process: mitochondrial electron transport, NADH to ubiquinone. Gene Ontology annotation, molecular function: NAD binding; quinone binding; NADH dehydrogenase (ubiquinone) activity. The record is from RefSeq and is a predicted model, not a curated record. Lineage: Eukaryota; Fungi; Ascomycota; Sordariomycetes; Amphisphaeriales; Sporocadaceae.
AUGGCGGUGCUAUCCAGGAUUGCCAGCUGCGGCGCUCGCCGCCUGCAGCUUGCGAUGCCCUCAGUCCGCUCUUCCGCCCGCACCUUCUCGUCCACCGCCUUCCGCCGCGCCAACGAGGGUCCCGGCGUCGACCGCACCACAUUGAUGCCCGUCGACAGCACCUUUUCCCACCCUGCCGACCCCUAUGGCAUGCAGCGACUUCAGAACCAGGAUGGAACCGUCGAGGCCUCGAGGGAGGGCAGCAUCGAGGGCGUCGCCGCCCGCAAGGUCCGCCACUACACGGUCAACUUUGGUCCCCAGCAUCCCGCCGCCCACGGCGUGUUGCGCUUGAUUCUCGAGCUGAGCGGAGAGGAGAUUGUGCGAGCCGACCCCCACGUCGGCCUGCUGCACCGUGGUACCGAGAAGCUCAUCGAGUACAAGACCUACGUUCAAGCUCUGCCCUACUUCGACCGUCUGGACUAUGUCUCGAUGAUGACCAACGAGCAGUGCUUCUCGCUGGCCGUGGAGAAGCUGCUCAAUGUUGAGAUUCCCGAGCGCGCCAAAUACAUCCGAACCAUGUUCGGCGAGAUCACCAGAAUUCUGAACCACCUCAUGUCCGUUUUGUCCCACGCCAUGGACGUUGGUGCUUUGACACCCUUCUUGUGGGGUUUCGAGGAGCGUGAGAAGCUUAUGGAAUUCUAUGAGCGUGUUUCCGGUGCCCGUCUGCACGCCGCAUAUGUCCGCCCCGGUGGUGUUCACCAAGAUAUUCCCGUUGGUCUGCUUGACGAUAUUUACCAAUGGGCUACCCAAUUUGGCGACCGUAUCGACGAAACCGAGGAGAUGUUGACAGAUAACCGUAUCUGGAUCAACAGAUUGCAGGGUGUCGGUGUCGUAUCUGCUGCCGAUGCCCUCAACCUUUCCUUCACUGGUGUUAUGCUUAGAGGAUCUGGUGUCCCUUGGGACAUCCGAAAAAGCCAGCCGUACGACGCAUACGACAAGGUCGAAUUCGAUGUACCAGUCGGUAUCAACGGAGAUUGCUACGAUAGAUACCUUUGCCGUAUGGAGGAGUUCCGUCAGUCCCUCCGUAUCAUCCACCAAUGUUUGAACGAUAUGCCUGCCGGCCCCGUGAGAGUGGAGGAUUACAAGGUUACGCCCCCUCCACGUGCAGCCAUGAAGGAGAACAUGGAGGCUCUGAUUCACCACUUUUUGCUCUACACCAAGGGUUACGCUGUGCCCCCUGGUGAGACCUACUCCGUGAUUGAGGCACCCAAGGGAGAGAUGGGUGUGUAUCUUGUCAGUGACGGAAGCGAGAGGCCAUACCGUUGCCACAUCCGUGCUCCGGGUUUCGCACACUUGGGUGGCUUUGACCACAUCUCGCGAGGACACUUGUUGGCAGACGCUGUGGCAGUGAUUGGAACGAUGGAUCUGGUGUUCGGUGAGGUUGACAGGUAA